Anoplophora glabripennis (Asian longhorned beetle) is the source of this 1137-nucleotide messenger RNA. Its product is annotated as coiled-coil domain-containing protein 112-like. The record is from RefSeq and is a predicted model, not a curated record. Lineage: Eukaryota; Metazoa; Arthropoda; Insecta; Coleoptera; Cerambycidae. The coding region runs from base 1 to 1047 and encodes 348 amino acids. The transcript is spliced from 6 exons.
AUGAUUUUUAUACAGGAUAAUAUCCAAACCGUAAAAUAUUGCAACAAGAAGCAAAUAGAACUUCUAGAUAAAGAAUUAAAUGAUCUCACAGAUGACGUGAAUUACUAUAAUGAAAAGGUUUUAGAGUGGACAGAACCUGUCCAAAUAAAUUUUCACCAAGUUUCAAAUUUACAGAAAUCGAAGAGAAUUAGAAGUAGACACCAGUGUAUGGAAAUUAAAGAAUUCAUGGACUUCGUACAUGCUAGUGGGGGGCAUGAAAAUGGAUGGCGUAAAGAAGAUCAUCAAGUAUUUAUAAAGUAUCGUAAAAAAUAUAAAAAUAUUGACGCAAUUGCGAAAUAUUUACAUGAAGAAUUUCCAGAUAUUAGCAUACAAGAAAUCAAGCAUCAUGAGGAAUGGUACCAGAAAUAUAUUGCAUUAGAAUUAAAAAAACGAACUGCUUUAAAAAAUUGGCAGAAAGAAAAAGCCAAUAAAAGUGCUAGUAGAAAAUAUUCAAAUAUUCCUUCAAAAAUAUCAACAACCGUGCAACCUUCGGUGAACGUCCAAGAGAAACUGAUAAAAUGGAAGGCGCAAAAAGAAGAACAAACAAAACAUGCAAAACAAAUGGAAAUGUAUAAGAGGCAAAAAAGAAAUGAAAUUGAUCAAUUACAAAAGAAAAGAAACGAUGAAUUAAAAAUGCUGGUGCAAGAAUGGAAGCAAAAAAGACAAGAUAUGGAAGAACAGGAAAUCAUACACAAAAAAAUUGCAGCAGAGCAAGAGAAAAAACGGAGGGCUUUUGAAGCAAAUAGAUUAAUAAAACAGUUCCAAAGUCAGGAUGACCUAUACAUUAUGAGAAUGAAGCAGAAAAAGAAACCAGAACCGUUUCCUAUCCUAAGACGAAGUAAGUCGAGCCAUUCUGCGAAAAGGGAUCCCAAAAGGCUCUUAAAACCCACACAGCAGUGGAUAAACAGAAUACAAGACGACAAUUCUGCCGACAAAUUUGGUAAUGUUAUGCCCUUGAGGUGUUUACCGAAACUAGCAAUUCCUGAAUGGAGGAGAAAAUUGGAAUAAUUUGAUGUGGUUUAUAAGAAAAACUAAGUGUUUAUUUAAUGUUUAUAUUUUUACGGUUGUUCAAGUAACAUUGUUCAAAAUAUCACAUAU